Messenger RNA from Oncorhynchus masou masou (cherry salmon), 1461 nucleotides. RefSeq names its product interleukin-10 receptor subunit beta-like. Gene Ontology annotation, molecular function: protein binding; cytokine receptor activity. Gene Ontology annotation, biological process: cytokine-mediated signaling pathway. Gene Ontology annotation, cellular component: plasma membrane. The transcript has 7 exons. Bases 354 to 1334 code for a protein of 326 amino acids. Lineage: Eukaryota; Metazoa; Chordata; Actinopteri; Salmoniformes; Salmonidae. The record is from RefSeq and is a predicted model, not a curated record.
GGAAAACACGGCUCAUUCAAUCAUAAUUUGUCGCAAUAAAGUAAGACAAAAUAAAGAUCCACCCGUCGAACGGAUACACAUUUUGUCGAUCUUUUGAAAAUGAAUAUUAUAUCUGCCGUUUCCAUUAAGCUAAAACAAGCCUAAAGAUUUUUUUCCGACAUCAACUAAACUUGGUUCAGUGGAAACCUGCCCGGGCUUCUUCUGUAUUUAUAUCACUCAGCUUGGUUUCGCUUCCCCGCAAUUCUCCGCCCUUUCAGAAAGUACACAAUAAACUCUCAAGAGCGGCCUGAAGCAAAUAUAGCCAAUGGAACAUUUCAUUGUCGCUGGACUACACAGAACAUCUCUUGGGCAACAUGCAAUCUACGGUGUUUACUAUCUUGUUUGUCAAACUAUUAUGCUUAAUAACUUUACAUGGAAUGACAGCAGUGUUAGCGGAACUUCCAAGUCCUAGUAACAUCAGAAUUACCUCCAUCAACAUGGGACUAGUGUUGGAGUGGGAUCCCCCUCAGAACCACACGGGAAACCUCACCUACAGAUCAGAAUACAAGUGGAACAGCAUCAGGAGCAGCUACCGGGGUGUAUGUUGGGACACAACUGCCCUAUGCUGUGACUUCACCAGUCAUCUUAACAAAUUCGGAGUGUACACUUUCCAAGUGAGGGCAGAACGAGAGGGAGAGACAUCUCCCUGGGUGGAGACUAAGGAGUUUGUCAUGGAUGAACACACCACGUUAGGCCCUCCCAGUGUGACUCUAGUCUCCAGUGGUGCGAACAUUGAAGUUAGCAUCGAAGACCCAGUGCUCAGGAUCUCUGAGUUUAAAGAGAUCUACAAUCAUGCAACCUUUAACAUCACCUACUGGAAGGAGGGCCAGGAGAAGAGGGUCAAACGGAUGAAUGGCAUCCAACUGCAUGAAGUGGUGUUGGAGCUGGAGCAAUGGACCAGGUACUGUUUUCAGGUCUUGGUGGUAACCGAAAGGUUCUUCAAACAAAGCCAGCCCAGCAACGUUACGUGUGAGAGCACCGCUAAGGGCAAGGACAGGCCCUGGGUGAUGGCCCUGGGGAUGUUUGUGGUGAUGGCUGUGUCUGUGCCCCUGGUGUUUCUAGCAUUCUGGCACUGCUACAGGGUGGUCAGCUUCCUCAGACCCAAGGUCAAGCUGCCUGGACAUUUCACAGUGUACCUGUUGGAUCCUCAGUGCUCCUCCAUCCUGGCCUUGCAGAGCAGCCCCCAGCCUGAUGAGGUGUACCAUGAGGUCAGCAUCAUGCCUGGGGGGACAGAGACAGAGAGAGAGAGCGCCCUCUGGUGGACAGAACAUAAAGCACAUAACCAGACUGACUGACAAUACAAAAGAAAGGCAGUGUUUCGAGAGCAUCAACACCGCGACUGACAGGCCGAUCUAUAAAUAAUAUUAAGUUGUUGUUUAUGAAAAAAAUAAAAAUGAUGCAAGGUGAUUGGUUGAUCAGUCA